Molecule: messenger RNA, 1480 nt
Organism: Jaminaea rosea
Lineage: Eukaryota; Fungi; Basidiomycota; Exobasidiomycetes; Microstromatales
Product: ribonuclease T2
Exons: 2
Biological process (GO): RNA catabolic process
Cellular component (GO): extracellular region
Molecular function (GO): RNA binding; ribonuclease T2 activity
Source: RefSeq, a predicted model, not a curated record
CUCCGGCCCCACACCCGGGUCACCGCCCUCCUUCUGGGUUGACAAGACGCAGGCACGCACGUUCGUUUCAUUUUGGCCGAAGCAUUGCCUCGCUCGCAUCGCUCGAGGCAAGCUAGGGCAACGAUCAGGUCAGGUCCGACAAGCGAGCGCAUGUGCUUCGAAAUGAGAAGGUUUGGAAGGGGGAUAUAAGAAUGCUGGGGUCCGCCAAGGAUAGCUGCUUUUCCCUUAUCCCCAUUCGCCAUGAUGUUCACCUUCACUCCCACCCUCCUUCUGACCACCCUCGCCGGCCUCGCGAGCGCGUUCCCCUCAUUCAACGUUCCUUCGUGCAACCCCCGCGAUCUCACGCAGCUAUCUUGCUCGGCCAAAUACAAUGUUUCAACGGACUCGUGCUGCUUCAAUGGCGCACUCGAGCCUGGACAAAAGGAGUCCGGUCUCGUCCUGACGACCCAGUUCUGGGAUGCCCAGCCUUCAAGAGGGUCAAAGGACUCCACGACUGCUCAUGGACUCUGGCCUGAUUACUGCGAUGGGACGUACCCACAAUACUGCUCAGCCGACUCGGGCAUCAUCGCCUUUGGCAACAACCUCACGGGCAUCCCCUCUAUCAUUCGCAAGUACAAUCCUCCCCUCGCCUCCUACUUGGACCAAAUCUACGCAAACGACUCCUCCCUCAUGACGCACGAGUACGACAAGCAUGCCACCUGCUUCAACACCUUGCGACCUCAAUGCCAGGUCACUUUCCCCGGCGGCCCCUCGCAACAGGAGCAGAUCGUGCUGAGCUACUUUGGAGAGAUCGCAAACAAGUUCAGGUCUCAACCCACGUACAACUGGCUGAAGAGCGAGGGCAUUACCCCUUCCAAUACUACGACGUACACGCUCGCUCAAUUUGAACAAGCGCUCACCAAGCACUACGGCGCAAAGCCCUUUGUGGGCUGCAACAACCGAGGCUCGACGUUCGACGAGGUGUGGUACUACGCUCAUACGUACGGGCCCGUCGUCGGUGGACACUACGUUCCUACCAACUCGACGACGAAGAGCUCGUGCACUGCGGCGACGAUCAAGUACCUGCCUAAGUGAGGCAUCUCCGCCCUUAGGGAUUUGCAAUCUUUCUUUCGUAGACCGUCGCAGUAACAAUGUUGAGAUUGAUCGAGUACACACUCUGACGCUGAGAAUUGCCCACUUUAUCGAGCCUGCGGCGACGUCAGAACGAACUCGGUACGCGAGUGAGCCACGCGAGGUCACGGCUCAUCACACGGUCUCGUCUCGCUGGUCUUUGCGUCUGAUGAUGAUCAUGAUGACAAUGGUGAUUCGAGCGCUUUCUGACGCUCACGAAGAUAAUGAUGGUGAUGAUGAUGAUGAUGAUGAUGAUGAUGAAAUCUCUACGAAAAGGGAAUGAGUGACAUGGGGGAAGAGUGAGGCCGGGGUCUGCAUCGCGUGGUGAUGGUGAUCGCGGGUCAACCCUCAACAUGAUGACGUUGGUCAU